Messenger RNA from Lutzomyia longipalpis, 1494 nucleotides. RefSeq names its product tRNA-dihydrouridine(20) synthase [NAD(P)+]-like (gene Dus2). Gene Ontology annotation, cellular component: cytoplasm. Gene Ontology annotation, molecular function: tRNA binding; tRNA dihydrouridine synthase activity; flavin adenine dinucleotide binding. Bases 60 to 1439 code for a protein of 459 amino acids. The transcript is spliced from 4 exons. The record is from RefSeq and is a predicted model, not a curated record. NCBI's taxonomy places the organism in Eukaryota, Metazoa, Arthropoda, Insecta, Diptera, Psychodidae. Gene Ontology annotation, biological process: tRNA dihydrouridine synthesis.
GUUAUGUUUUCCCACAUUCACGUGAAAGAGAUUUCACGAGUUUUUUUUUUUUAAGCAAAAUGAUAAAUAAAUCAGUGAAAGUCCUCAGCCAGAGGCUCACGUAUGAUGGUAAGAUAAUCCUAGCACCUAUGGUGAGGAUAGGAACCCUUCCAAUGCGACUCCUAGCACUGAGAUACGGAGCUGAUAUUGUUUACACGGAAGAACUUGUUGACUUCAAGAUUCUUCGGUCCAGAAGAAUGAUUAACGAUGUCCUCAAUACUGUUGAUUUCGUUGAUCCCAGUGACGGGAGUAUUGUCUUCCGGACGUGCCUUGAGGAGAAGGAUCGUUUAGUGUUGCAAAUGGGCACCGCAUGCCCCAAGAGGGCUCUCAGGGUGGCACAAAUGAUUGAGCAUGAUGUUGCUGGAAUUGACAUCAACAUGGGAUGCCCAAAGGAGUUCUCAAUCAAGGGUGGAAUGGGAGCUGCUCUUCUCAGUGAUCCCGAAAGAGCAAAGAGUAUCCUCAAGACCCUCAUUGACCACGUCAGCAUUCCUGUUACGUGUAAAAUACGCAUCUUCCCUCGGCUGGAAGACACAAUAAAGCUCGUGAAGGAAUUUGAAGCUCUGGGAAUUGCUGCAAUUGCCAUACAUGGUCGAACGAGGGAUGAGAGGCCAAUGCAUCCUGUCCACCCGGAUGUGAUUCGUGCCGUGGCGAAGGAAGUUUCAAUCCCAGUGAUUGCCAAUGGUGGCUCCAGGGAGAUUGCACGACAUGGGGAUGUUCUUAAAUUCCGCGAUGACUGUGGUGCUUCGAGUGUAAUGAUUGCCAGAGCUGCUGAAUGGAAUGUUUCAAUCUUCCGGAAGGAUUCAAUGCUCCCUCUCGAUGAGGUGAUCACGGCGUACCUGAAACUCUGCGUGGACUAUGACAAUUCUGCCCACAAUACAAAGUACUGCGUACAAAAUAUGCUACGAGAGCUCCAGGAGACACCACGAGGAAGGAUUUUCCUUGAGAGUCAAACUCUUGAGCAAAUAUGUCAAAUUUGGGAUUUGGGAGAGUACUGCCGGCAGAAGCAGCUUGAAUACCAGCAAAAGGGAAUGUUCACACGCCGGGAUUGCUCCUCAUUCAUCCAACAAGGUCCUGCAGUGAAGAAAAUCAAACUAGAUCCGGACAUUAUUGAGCGGAAUGUUGCUUUCGUUCGUGCCAACUACAAGCAAACCAAUGAACUUCCGAAGAGCAUCCUGAACAAUUAUGCCUUCAAAGGAAGCAUCAAACUACCAACUUAUGAGACACACAGAGAAGAAAAGCUCUUCAGGAGUAUUAUUUCAUUCGAAGGGAAACGUUACACAAGCUCAUUUUGGGAGAAAAAUAAAAAAUUCGCCGAACAGGGAGCAGCUCUGGUGUGCUUGCUAAACCUAGGACUCGUUACGGAAGAGAUUCUCCUGGAAAAUGGAAGUAUAUUGGAAUGAUGAAUGUAUUUUAUUUUUUUAUGAAGAGAAAAUAAAAAAAAAUGUUGAACUGAAA